AUGGAAUCAUUGGUUCCCGCAAGCCAAGAAAUUGGCGAGCUCGGGUUCGACAAACAGCCAACCAAAGAACCAAACACAAAAGUCGGCGGGAAAACAAGGGUCAAUAAAAUUAGCGACUUUGACAUCCAGUUUCAGGCCCGAUGUCAUAGGCCAAAGGAGGCCAAUGACCAAAUGGUCAAGGAGACCACAAGUCCGCAACGCCAUGGACCCCCUGUUACUCGGCCAAAGCGAAUGGAGAUGCAAGCCCGCAAGUCUGCGGUCGCCCUGCCGCUUUUCCGAUUUCUCCAUCAUGUUCAUUGUGCCAAGCUGGCCAUGUGGUCACACCCACAUCCUCCCUCCCAGUUGAUUCUGAAUGAUCUCAUCUCCUGUGCUCCUUUCGUGUUGCCUCUUGUGUUCCCAUCGCAUGCGACAUUCGUAUCGAUGAGUGACAUAACCACGACGGCGCCCCCAGAGGUGCCGACGUCGGCGUCGCCAUCAUUAUCAUCGUUGGCGUCGUCGACGUUGACAUCGGCCGCGGCCGCGGCGACGACGACUACCAUCGAAGAAGGGCCAGGAUCAGCCCAAGAGGCGACGGGUAUCAGCCUUGUUGCUUUUGUGACUGCGUUGGCCGCUUCGUUGGUUGUCUUCGGCAUCCAGACGGGCUUUUUCUUGCUAUUACGGAACAAGCUGGUCAGGAUAUUCAAACCAAAAACAUACCUAGUACCCGAACGAGAACGCACCGAUUCACCCCCCUCUAACCACUUGGCCCUGGCGUACAAGCUCAUGAGCUUCGAAGAUCGCGAAAUCAUCAAAAAAUGCGGCCUCGACGCCUACUUCUUCCUGCGCUACCUACAAACCCUCCUCAUCAUAUUCAUUCCCAUCGCCGUGGUGGUAAUACCCGUCCUCGUUCCUCUCAACUACAUCGGCGGCCUGGGGCGCGAUGUCGUCAACAGUACCACCACCGAAGACAAUUCCACCACAGCCAACGUCCCCACGGGACUAGAUACGCUAGCAUGGGGCAACGUCGCCCCAAACAAGCAACACCGGCGCUGGGCUCACCUUGCUCUCGCGCUCGCCGUCAUCUUGUGGGUUUGCGGCGUCUUCUUCAGCGAGCUGAAGGUCUACAUCAAGAUCCGCCAGGAUUAUCUAACCAGCGCCGAGCACCGCCUGCGCGCCUCGGCGAACACGGUGCUCGUGAGCUCCAUCCCGGACAAGUGGCUCAGUGAGGAAGCCUUGAGAGGCCUGUUUGACGUGUUUCCCGGAGGCAUUAGAAAUGUCUGGCUUACCCGGGACUUCACGCCGCUGCUUGCCAAGGUCCACGAGCGCGACGCGAUUCACAAGAAGCUGGAGUCGGCCGCGAGCGAACUAAUCCGCAGCGCGAAGAGGGCGCAGCUGAGGAAAGAGGGGGAAAAUGGGAUUAUGCAGAGGAUCAAGGCGGUCACCACGGAGGGCAGGGCCGACAGAGCGCAGCGCGCAAAGGCCGAGGACGAGGAGGCCCGCAGGCGUGCCGAAGGCGCCGGUGGCUUGAGUGCCAACACGCCACAUAUUCCUCAGGGUGUACACGAGGCGAUAGACGACACGGAUAGCAGGAGUGACAGCGGAACCGAUAUCCAAGAGGGAGAGAUGGAGGAAGAGGUUGAGCAAGAGAAGCGCCGGGGGCGCGGGAACCCGCUCGCUAAGAUUGGACAGGGUAUAGGCAAAGGGGCCGGUAAGGGUGCUGCUAUCGCCACCGGGGCUGGUCUGGGCCUUCUGGGGGGCGCGAAAGCCGUCCGGAAAGGCGUCGAUCGGGAGCUAGAGCGGACCGCUGGUUUCGAUUUUGCGGCCACAGGAGGCCCUCGGGGGCCGCCUUCCAUGACGACGGUCGACCCGGAUUCUCCUAAGCGGGACUACGGGGCGGGCGACGACGAGGAGAGGCCCAAAAUGUCGUUCGCGUCAGAAGCCCCAUUGACCAAGACCACCCGCCACGCCCACACCUCAUCCGACGCCUCCCAGGACGUCUCGGACCUUAAGAAGGAGGCCCCCGAACCUAGAAGUUUUGGUAACACCGUCCGCCGUGCUACUAACAUGGAGGAGAUGAUCGUUACCGACAAGACUAGGUGGUACGAGUUCUGGAAGCCCCCUACCGGCAGUUACGCAUCCCCGAUCCCACAGGGCUGUGAGUCAGGCGAGUACCCAUGGAAGAAGAAGAAGUCGUUCUGGGGGCUCGUCAGAGACGCGAUUCCGUUCGUGGGCACCCACGUCCCGCCGGUUGACUACCCACCCGCGUAUACCCGCGAUUAUACGACCCAUCCAGAGGAGGAUGCAGAAUGGAGGAAAUGGCUGGAGCCGAAAGAGCGUCCGCAUCACCGGAUUGCCAAUUUCUCGUGGACGCCCUCGUGGUUGCCCGCUCUGCCUCUGAUCAACAAGAAGGUGGACACGAUCUACUGGUGCCGCGCGGAGCUCGCCCGGCUAAACCUGGAAAUCGAAGAGGAUCAGCAGCGCCCUGAGCGCUACCCCGUCAUGAACUCGGCCUUCAUUCAGUUCAACCACCAGGUGGCCGCCCACAUGGCCUGCCAGUCCGUCACCCACCACGUCCCGAAGCAGAUGGCGCCCCGCAUGGUCGAGAUCUCUCCGGGUGACGUCCUCUGGGACAACAUGGCCAUCUCGUGGUGGAGCGAGUGGGUGCGAAGCGCCAUCGUCUUUGCCCUGGUGUCCGCCAUGGUGGUUCUCUGGGCGUUCCCGGUCGCCUGGACUGCCUCGCUCUCCCAGAUCGACGCUCUGGUUAGAAAGUAUAGCUGGCUCGAAUUCCUGGUUGAGAACGAGGUAAUCAACAACGCCAUCAAGGCCGUCGCCGGUGUCCUGCCCGCUCUGGUUCUGAUGGUCGACAACACGGCGCGGGCCAAAUGGACCCGCAAUACCCAGCUGCCGACCGUCUCGUGGGGCUCCUUCUUCCCGGUGUACACCAACUUUGCGUGCAUCGCACUCAUCUACUCCAUCGUCGCGCCCCUCAUCUCCCUCUUCGCCAUCAUCACAUUUAGCCUGCUCUGGGUGGCCCACCGCUACAACAUGCUCUACGUCACGCGGUUCAAGACCGACACCGGCGGUGUCCUGUACCCGCGGGCCAUCAACCAGACCUUCACGGGGCUGUACGUCAUGGAGCUGUGUCUCAUCGGCCUCUUCUUCAUCGCCGAGGACGAGACGGGCAAGAACGUGUGCUUCCCGCAGGGCAUCAUCAUGGUAGUGGCUCUCAUCCUGACCAUCCUCUUCCAAUACGUGCUCAACUCGUCUUUCGGCCCGCUCUUCCGCUACCUCCCCAUCACCUUCGAAGACGAGGCCGUCCUCCGCGACGAAGCCUUCCAGCGCGCUCAGGCCCGCCGUCUCGGACUAGUCGGGGACGACGACGACGAGGCCGGCUCGCUCAACCGCCCCGGCACGGCCGACACCGACGGCCGGCACGCCGCCGACGACAUCGAACUCGAAAAAUUCGCCGCGGGCCGCGGCCACAGCACCAACCCCCGCCACCACGCCCGAUCAGGCUCCGUCCUCGGACGCCUCAACCCCCUCAACAAGGGCAUCGCGCACGCCAGCACCUGGGCGGCGCGCGGGGGCAAGCAAAUCCGCGCCGCCACCUUCGGCAAAGCCGAAGAAGGCCUGCGCUCGGCCGCCCAAUACCGCAAAACACGGCGCCAGCGCGACCUCGAGGCGCAGCGCGCCAUGGGCGACGCGCUCUACGGCGGGUACUGCGACGUGAUCGAGGACCUGACCCCGCGCGAGCGCGACGUGCUCGUGCGCAAGGCCUUCCAGCACUCGGCGCUGCGCGCGCGCCGGCCCGUCGUGUGGAUCCCGCGCGACGAUGUCGGCGUCAGCGACGACGAGAUCCGCCGCACCAAUGACUUUAGCGAAUAUAUCUCCAUCACCAACGAGGGCACCGCGCUGGAUAGCCGCGUCAGGGUGUUGUAUGGGAGGAAUCCGCCGGAUUUUUCGGAGGUCGAUCUUAUUAAUCUUUGA
Molecule: messenger RNA, 3966 nt
Organism: Chaetomium globosum CBS 148.51
Lineage: Eukaryota; Fungi; Ascomycota; Sordariomycetes; Sordariales; Chaetomiaceae
Exons: 5
Coding region: 1-3966 (1321 amino acids)
Cellular component (GO): plasma membrane
Molecular function (GO): calcium-activated cation channel activity
Source: RefSeq, a predicted model, not a curated record